Molecule: messenger RNA, 510 nt
Organism: Ostertagia ostertagi
Lineage: Eukaryota; Metazoa; Nematoda; Chromadorea; Rhabditida; Trichostrongylidae
Source: the annotation of a GenBank genome assembly
AUGUCUGCCAGCCCAACUCAGAAACGGGAGUCCCCGUCGAGCUCGCCUACUCAAUCUCCUACACAGUUUACCAGCAUGACCGCUGUUCUCGAAAUUGUCGUGCAUAGUGUUAUGGAAGGUGUAAAGGAUGCAAAAAUUAUCGUUCCGAUAGACGCCACAGUCUUUGAACUCAAGAGGACCAUAGCCAUAGCAACUGAUGUGUCCCCAGAACAACAGAUUCUUCUUUACAAAGAUAAGGAGUUGAAGUACGAUCUUUUGACUUUUUAUCACUCCAUUAUACCGUGCGCUUCCGAUACUUGGUGGCUUGUCGAGACAAUACAGCAACACUCGAUCAAAUACGGUAUUGUGAGCGCAUGCACACUGACGAUGAAUGUCAAGAUGCAUACCGGAAUAUUAGUUGACCAGUACCGCUGCCCUGGAAAAUAUGACAUUCCUGCCAUUACUAUUCCCACACAACAAUGUGGACGUCUUCGUAACACUAUACGAGAAAUGACAAAUGUGCAGGAGUAA